Molecule: messenger RNA, 627 nt
Organism: Iphiclides podalirius (scarce swallowtail)
Lineage: Eukaryota; Metazoa; Arthropoda; Insecta; Lepidoptera; Papilionidae
Source: the annotation of a GenBank genome assembly
AUGAAGGCUGUAAUUUUUGCUGCCGCCGCGCUGCUCGCCGUUUGCACUCCGACUUCCGCGAAACAAUGUAACGUCAACCCGGUCAACAUCCCGAAGACAUGGAUCACGAUGCACCAGAGCUGCCGCUCCAGCAUGCGCCGCCAGAUCCAGAUGGAGGUGGCAGCCUCAAUGCAGUACCUCGCGAUGGGCGCCCACUUCUCUAGAGACGGGAUCAACCGGCCAGGUUUCGCCAAGCUGUUCUUCGACGCCGGCUCCGAGGAGAGGGAGCACGCAAUGAAGCUGAUCGACUACCUGCUGAUGCGAGGUGAACUCGACACGGACGUGACGUCACUCAUCCAGAUCCGGUCCCCCGAGCGCAAGUCAUGGGAGAGCGGCGUUGACGCGCUGGAGCACGCCCUGAAGAUGGAGACAGAGGUCACUAAGAGCAUCCGCUCGGUCAUCAUCGCCUGCGAGGCGGAUCCCAACGACUACCACCUGGUAGACUACUUGACCGGCGAGUUCCUGGAGGAGCAGUACAAGGGACAACGCGACCUCGCCGGCAAAGCGUCCACUCUCAAGAAGAUGAUGGACCGCCACUCCUCCCUCGGGGAGUUCCUCUUCGACAAGAAGCUGCUCGGCAUGGACAUC